Molecule: messenger RNA, 9208 nt
Organism: Dunckerocampus dactyliophorus (ringed pipefish)
Lineage: Eukaryota; Metazoa; Chordata; Actinopteri; Syngnathiformes; Syngnathidae
Gene: il12rb2
Product: interleukin 12 receptor, beta 2a
Exons: 14
Coding region: 1980-4496 (838 amino acids)
Molecular function (GO): protein binding
Source: RefSeq, a predicted model, not a curated record
UGCACCCAGGAAGGAAGUUCAAGUUUCAAAUUUCUUAGCCAUAUGAACAGUAUAGGUAUACAGUUGCUAGGAAUGUAUUUGGUGUGCUCACAGUUUGACAAUACAACUCGAGAAACAAAACUAAGGAGGGGUCAAAAACAGCACAUAGAAGACAGGAAUGACAGCGUACGAACAUUGGAAAAAGUGCAUUGGUAAAAGUGCAUGGUUGUACGGGGCUGCUGGAGUAACAGCUUGCAAAAUAAGCAGAAGAGGUAGCAGGUUGGUGGUGGAGUCCAGUAAGUGUUAGCGCAUAUUCAAGUGGCGGAUGGCUUGUGGGUAGGUGCUGUCCCUAGAACGUGUGGUUUUUCAUGUGAUGCUCCGGUACCUUCUACCUGAUGGUAGGAGUGUGAAUAGAUGGUGUGCCGGGUGAGUGGGGUCGGAGGUGAUGUUCUUGACUUUCCUGGCAAUUCUGGUGUUGUAGUGUGAGGCUAAUGUGGGAAGAUUGUGGCCGAUGAUCUUGGAGGCUCUGCAUACCACCCUCUCCAGCUGCUGCCUAUCUUGGCUGGUGGUAUUGCCAGACCAGGAUGGAGAAGGUGAGCACGCUUUCUAUUGUGGCGCGGUAGAAAUGGAUCAUGCCUGUUUGACUGACCCCAAAUUUCCUCAGCUGUCGGAGAAAGUGUAAUCUUUGGUGAGCUUUUGAAAUGAUGAGACUGGUGUUAAGGUUCCAUGACAGGGACUGAUGGAUGGUGGUGCCUAAAAAACGGAAGAAGUCAACUCGCUCCACUACCUGAUCAUUCAUGCAGAUGGGGAUGUGCUGGCCUGCCUUUUUCUUGAAGUCCACUAUGAGUUCUUUGGUUUUUCAUAUGUUGAGUGUAAGAUUGCUGGCUGCACACCACUGUACUAGGUGUUUGACCUCAACGCGAUAUGAUGUUUCAUCCUCGUCGCGUAUGAGGCCUAUAACUGUGGUGUCGUCUGCGAAUUUUAGGAGUUUGAUAGAUGGAGAAUUGGAUAUGCAGUUGUUGGUGUAUAGGGAGAAUAACAGGGGUGAUAACACACAACCUUGUGGCGCGCCGGUGUUCAGGACCUUGGUUGAUGAAAUAUUGUUUUGGAUUUUAACACACUGUGUUCUGUUAGACAGGAAGUUGAGCAGCCAGUUACAGAGUGGGGGGUUGACACCCAUGGACAGGAGAGUAUUAUACAGUCUGAUAGGCAGGAUGGUAUUAAAGGCUGAGCUAAAAUCAAUGAAUAGGACACGGGCAUAGGUGGACUUACAGUCAAGGUGUUGCAGAAUUAAGUGAGUACAGAGUGAAACAGCGUCAUCAACUUCCCUGUUUGCCCUGUAGGCAAAUUGGUGAGGGUCUAAUGCGAUGUGUGACAGGAGCCUGCAGACUAGACGUUCAAAUACUUUCAUGACAACGGAGGUGAGAGCGACAGGCCUAUAGUCGUUGAGACAGGUGAUGUUGGGUUUUUUGGGCACUGGGAUGAUCAUAGCUGAUUUAAAACAUGCAGGCACAGUAGCACUAUGAAGAGACCAGUUGAAGAUGUAGCUGAGAAUAGCAGUAAGUUCGUUAGCACAGUUCCUGAGUGUAGCUGGUGUCACACCAUCAGGACCAGCUGCCUUGUUGGUGUUUUGACGCUGUAGCAGUCUGCGCACAUCGUGCUCCGAGAUGGAGAGGGGAGGUUGAGUGUGCCCCGCACCUAUCGGGUAAGGGGGGCUCUGGUGUGGGCGCUGGUGUCUCGAAGUACUCCAAGUAUUCCAUGUUAUGAUGAAUGUACCUGUUACUACACGUUCACAGCAUGGAUAGAAAACCACCAAACCUUGUUGGAGGUGUUUUCAUAGCUGUGUCCCAUUACGUGCAUCCAUUAGCUGCCUCUUUUGACCUGAUUUUAUGUCUUAUCCAUCUGGCACAGAGUGUGAGUUUAGCAAAACACGUAGAACCUUUCCUACCAACAAAGACUGUUGAACAGAGAUUAUGGUGAGGGUCUGGAUAAAGGUGUAGAUGCAAAAAUGUGGAAUGGAUUUUGCCCCUGAUGGCUUUGUUGGCUGGACUAAGGAGCAGACAGAUGGCAGUUGUCAAACAUCAGGCCGCAUUGUUUCCAUCUUAGGUGAGGCUUCUUGUGUGAUCUGGUCCAGCGCCGGCACGAUGGUCCGGCGAGGUUCCAGCUUGGACGUGUUCUGCACCUUCAACUGCCGGUGCGGCCCCUCCAUGUACAGCGGCCACCCGCCCGCACUGCAGCGCCACAUGGUGGUCAACUCCAGCACGACGCGCCUCCAUGUGGCCAACAUCAGCGAGGACGAGACGUACAGCUGUCAGUGCGCCUGCCCCCCCGCGCCAGACCCCUGUGGCCUUGACAUCCGGACCGGAUACCCACCAGAGUGUCCUGAGGAGGUUUCCUGCGUGUACAAGGUACGGAGCAACGAGGCAGGUCUGUUGUUUUGCUGGUGGGAGAGAGGAAGGAAAAGCCACCUGCAGGAUACUACAGACUUGUGGCUGACUAGCGUAUCAGAGGAGCGCCAGCAUGGUCCACACAAGGCGUCCAUUGGUGGAGACACGUGGGCUACUUUCAACGUGUCCAAGGCGGUCGGCCGGGUCUCGGUGUGGGUCCACGCCCGCAACACAUUGGGGACGUCGGUGUCCAAAGCCAGCACAUACACGCUGAGUGACAUUGCCGUGCCGCCGGCGCCACGCCUCGGGGGGGCGGCGUGCUCCUCCAGGACAUGCGACAUCAGAGUGCGGAGGUCUGUGGGGACGUCCCACCUGGAGGUGCAGCAUGCGGCCGACGGGGAGCACGUAUGGAUCACGUGUCCGCACGCGGAGGGACACGAGUGUCGGGACCAAGUGUGGUCCGUCUCCUCUUUGGAUCCCUACCGGUUGUACCUUUUCAGAGCCAGAGCCAAGUUGAGUACGGGGCUGUGGAGCGAGUGGAGCGCCGUCAUCUCCGCAUGGACUCAGGAGGAAGUUCCCGCCAAAGAGAUGGACGUGUGGUAUGCCCAAACGUCCUCUGACUUCACAUCCAUUAUUGUCUUCUGGAAGGCCAUGAACAUCUCUGAGGCCAGGGGGAAGAUUUUGGAAUACCGAGUCAGCGUCUACAGCGCCAAGUCUGGAUUGAUGUUCACCGCCAGCCUCGGCGCCAAUGUGACCAACAUUUCGGUGCCCUUCUGUGCCCGCUGCCAGGUGGUGCUGUGUGCCAUCAAUUCCAUAGGCAGAUCCCCUCCUGCCAACAUCACAGCCUAUCACGCCAAGCCCUUCCAACACUUUCACGUGAAGGCAAAGGCAGCGCAGCGCAGCGUCGCCCUCUGGUGGAGCAAACCUGAACGUGCAGCAGCCCGGGUGGUGGUGGAGUGGUACCCGGAAGGCCUGAAGAUGCAGGAGAUGCAGUGGCUCCGACUGGAAGGAGGAGAACAUCACGCUAUCAUCACAGGUUGGAAGUGGAAGCCACGCAACCUCUUGUUGGUCGUCUUGUGUCUCAGACGGGGGGAGUGCUACCAGGCAGCCAUUCAUGUUUUCCACAAUGAAAGCUCAGUGACCACAAGCACCUUUCAACUACUGAACUUCAGCCAAUCAGUCCCCCGAGUCGGUCCGUCAGUCCAACAGGAAGUGGAGGGAAACAGAGUGAAAGUGAUGUGGGAGGAGCUUCCUCGGAGUGAGCGAGGAGGUUGUGUCACCAAAUACAUGGUCUACCUGGAGGACAGCACGGGACACGUGCAGCCAUCCUCCUGUCACGCGUCCCAGAGGACGUACGUCAGCAAGGAGCUGCGUCCAGGCGUCCACAGGCUGUGGAUAACUGCUUGGACCUCCCAGGGACAAGGUCCUGCCGGUCAAAAAGUCCACUUUUUCAUCCAAUCUGCAGAGGAAGUUCCGCUGGUCCCCCUCGUGGGCUGCAUCGUCUCCAUGGUGGCGGCGCUGCUGGCGUGUGUUGUAAAGAACAGGCUGCGUGGGAUUCUGCAGCACUUCCUGUUCAAAGUACCGGAUCCUGCAAACAGCAAAUGGGCUAAAGAAAGCAGCCAAGGGAAGGGUGAAAACAACCAGCAGCUCCAGCCGAGUGAGGCCAGCAUUGCCGAGGAGGACUUCAUCAUGGAGCUGCAGGAGGAGCCCAGUGUCAACAUGGACGUCCCCCCGCCAACCAACCGAGAUGCACUCGUCACAACGUACAUCAAAAAUUCCUGUUCCAGCUCACAGAACACUUGCAACUCCAUGGAGUCCAACACCGCCAUGUGUUCAUCCACAUCAUCCCAACACCAACAUGCACUUCUUCACCAUCGACACCACCAGGACCACCAACACCCAGGACACCAACACCAUCAAGACCACCAAUACCCAGGACACCAAUACCAUCAAGAACACCAAGACCACCAACACCAUCAAGACCACCAACACCGAGGACACCAACAACAUCAAGAUGAUUUUGCACAGAUGCUGACUUUACUCCCCAAUUUCAACUCAUUCACACAAACACACAAAUUAACCCUCGACACUGUACACGUACGCCGUAAUACUCUCUGUGAAUACACAUGAAAUACAUAAGUACACGUACGCCAUAAUACUCUCUGUGAAUACACAUGAAAUACAUAAGUACACGUACGCCGUAAUACUCUCUGUGAAUACACAUGAAAUACAUAAGUACACGUACACCGUAAUACUCUCUGUGAAUACACAUGAAAUACAUAAGUACACGUACGCCGUAAUACUCUCUGUGAAUAUACAUGAAAUACAUAAGUGCACGUACGCCGUAAUACUCUCUGUGAAUACACAUGAAAUACAUAAGUGCACGUACGCUGUAAUACUCUCUGUGAAUACACAUGAAAUACAUAAGUGCACGUACGCCGUAAUAUUCUCUCUGAAUACACAUGAAAUACAUAAGUGCACGUACGCCGUAAUACUCUGUGAAUACACAUGAAAUACAUAAGUGCACGUACGCCGUAAUACUCUGUGAAUACACAUGAAAUACAUAAGUACACGUACGCCAUAAUACUCUCUGUGAAUACACAUGAAAUACAUAAGUACACGUACGCCAUAAUACUCUCUGUGAAUACACAUGAAAUACAUAAGUACACGUACGCCGUAAUACUCUCUGUGAAUACACAUGAAAUACAUAAGUGCACGUACGCCGUAAUACUCUCUGUGAAUACACAUGAAAUACAUAAGUGCACGUACGCCGUAAUACUCUCUGUGAAUACACAUGAAAUACAUAAGUGCACGUACGCCGUAAUACUCUGUGAAUACACAUGAAAUACAUAAGUACACCUACGCCGUAAUACUCUGUGAAUACACAUGAAAUACAUAAGUGCACGUAUGCCGAAAUGCAGUACAAGUAACAAAGUACACAACACAAUAGUAGCAAGGAAGGAAGGACACAAAAUUAAGGAGGAAUAGAGGUGGGAAAUAAGGGCAAGAAAGGAAGGUUGUGAAGGUUAGAGGGAGGAAGGACACAAUUGGAGCCAAGACGCAAUGGGAGCGCUCGUGUUCAGAGGUCCCGCCCACUUAUUGUUCAGAGCAGGCAAGCCACGCCCCAUGUAACGCAACACGAAAGUGGAAGGAUGGACUCACUGAGGAUUCCACAAGGUCAUUUGGAGCCAAGAAGGGAGAGCCUUGUCAGCUUUCUGUUCAGUAUUUCAGCUGGAAAUGUGCAAAUUCACACAUUCUUACAGAAGAAAACUACAUUUCAUUUCCAUCCACCUCCACGAGCAUUUUGAAAUGAAAAUUAUUUUAAUUCAUAGAAUUCCACCACUUUUUCACCUGUGGGCAAGUAAGAACAGUAAUUAAAUGUGAAAUCAAUAAACUACUUCAUUUCGCGGUAGUAAAUAUUGGGAUGGGUGACGUCCACUGAUCUGUAUAAUAUAUCUGGAUAGCUCAUACGUCGCAAGGCGGAGUGCAGGCCGCUGAAGCCAAAGAGACGCCAUCUUACUACUCACAUCUCUACUACAUUGGCACAGCGUACAUAGUGUACAAAGCAGAUGAUGAGGCCAGCAGAACAUCUAUAUUUGACAUUAAAAAGCGGGGAGAUUCUCCCAUUCCUUCAAGUAACGCAACCUUCGUCCCUUAAAAAACAUUUGAUACGUUAUUCUCUAUCUUUUGGCUAUAUUAAAUGUACUUUUUCCCUUCCAAUUCUCAUUGCCUUUGGGACAAAAUUCUACUGUGCCCCCUGGCUCAGCACUCCCCUAUAGCAAUGAUAGUUUUACUCCUCUAGAAAGAGAUUUUCAUUUGAACUGCAUAUCCCAUCCCUUUUUUCCACUAAAAUCCAUGGUCAUGAUCCUUUACUUUUUAUUCUUACUUUCAUACGAUUCACUAUGCUCUCAUCUGUACAAAAUAUGAAUCAUCGAAGAGACAAGUUUUAAAAUCUUUUCACAUUUUGAUGAUUUUUAUUUUUUUGUUUGUGUUAUGAAAUAGAAAUAACCUCUUUUCUGAUAUAGAAAUAUAUUUGAACAAAAACCACAGGAAUAAUAUGUGAUAACUAUAAUGUGUAAUAACCAUAAACACACACACACAGAAAACAACAACACUGAAACAAAACCAAAUGCUUUGGGUAAGACAAUACGUUGUUUGCAAUCUCAAACAUACCGGUAUGCGUGUUCAGUAAUAUUAUUUUCCAGAACAUAUCAUAUGAAUGAAUCCUUUUACGCAGUCAAUUCAGCAGCAAAUUUUUUUUUGUUGUUUAUCCAAAUGAAGGGUCAUGCCGGAUCAAUUGUAUGCAAACUGGCUUGCUAACUGCACUGUAUACAAUGCCUGGUAAGCAUCACGGAAGCACUGAGAUUCUCCCAUUCCUUCAAGUAACGCAACCUUCGUCCCUUAAAGAAAUACAUAUAUCAUGAUAGACAAAAAAGUACGUAAAUUUCCCCUUAGCUAUUAUAGAGCUAUAUAAACGUAUCAAUUCUGGACAUACAUUUAAUCAGAGGAAUUUUACACGAUCGAAAAUAUCUGAGAGAUCGACAGUGCAAAACCCUUAAAUGAUCAACCAUAAAUCUACAUUUCAAUCGUACUUACACGUGAAAUGUUCGUCCACAGCCUUUGAACUGGCGAUUUGUGCAGUUAAUAGCUGCACAUGCAGGUAUCUUAAGUCGAAAUUUGUGUCCAAUCCGAAUUAAUAAAAUAAGUUCACCACGAAUGCAAAAGCUUGUCGAGAAGUGUUUCUUGUGAGUAUGUCUGUGUAGGCUCUCAGUCGUACAGGAGUUGUCCAUCGAGGAAAAGGCUUCUUGAGACGUCAUCUGUACUUCUGUGAAGAAGGUGUCGGACGUUUCGCUCCUCAUCCGAAGAGCUUCGUCAGCGAACUAAUAAGUGCUGGUAGCUUAGGCCUUAAAUACAGUAAGAGUGGGCGGAAUUGGUGUGCCAACACCCUCCUCCUAUUGGUUCGUUACACUAAGCCUGGGCGGAGCAGUGGUAUAAUCCUAUCCUGUUAUUCACACCUACGAUAAAAGGGAAGUGUCGCUCCCUGAAUUGGGUAUGAACGACUCUGAUACUGGCUUGUUAGCAUCUAUUGUUCUGGCUCGGCCCUGCCUUCACCUCAUUUGCAAGACUAAGAGCUGUGGGUUUUGGUCUCAGUAACCUGCUGAACACAGGGUCCAAAUUAAACCUCAAACCACCAUUCCGAUUCAAUGAUGGGUUCUGUUGUUUGACAAAAAUAGCUUCCUUUACUCCUCUUUCAAACCAUCUGUUUUCUUUGGCCAAAAUCUUUACCUCGCUGUCCUGAAAAGAGUGAUUGGUAGCUUUCAGGUGUAGAUGUACUGCUGAUUGAGGACCACUAGCAUUGUCCCUGCGAUGUUGAUAAAGCCUUUUUUGGAGCAUUUGCUUAGUUUCCCCAAUGUAGUGCUCUUUGCAUUCCUCAUCUUUACAGUGGAUGGAAUAGACCACAUUGCUCUGUUUCUGGUUUGGAGCCUUGUCUUUAGGAUGCACUAAUUUUUGUCUCAGGGUAUUUACUGGUUUGAAAUAGGUAGGAAUUUUGUGUUGCCAUAAGAUCCUCUGGAGUUUUUCGGAGACCCCCGCUACAUAAGGGACUACCACUCCUCUCCUUUUUGCUUCUGUGGGCUUUUGGGUUUCUUUCCCUACUCUCUUCUUUUGACAUUUGUUAAAAGCCCACCGUGGGUACCCACAGGUUGAGAGCGCUCUCUGGACAUGUUGUGUCUCCUUUUUCUUUCCCUCAGCACUAGUUGGUAUUUGUUCCGCUCUAUGUUGGAGGGUCCUAAUAACCCCUAGUUUAUGUUGUAGUGGAUGGUUUGAUUGAAAAAGCAGGUAUUGGUCAGUGUGUGUGGCCUUUCUAAAGACCUCUGUAAGUAGCUGUCUGUCCUUUCCUAUAAUUACCUUGCAGUCUAAGAAGGCUAGUUGGUUCUCUUUAGCGUCCUCGCAAGUAAAUUUGAUAUUGGUGUCCACCGCAUUGAUGUGAUCUGUGAAAGACUGAAUAUCUUGUUUUUUGAUUAUGACCAAGGUGUCAUCCACGUAUCUAAACCAGUGCCUUGGUUUUGUCCCUGAGAAGGAUGUGAGAGCCUGUUUCUCCAUCUCUUCCAUGUACAGAUUCGCCACUAUGGGUGAGACUGGUGAGCCCAUAGCACAACCAUGAAUUUGUCUGUAGAAUUUCCCUCUAAACUGAAAAUAUGUGGUGUUAAGGCAAAUUUCCAGUAAUUGGCAGAUGUGGUCAGCACUAAGUUUUGUUCUCCGAUGCAGAGUUGAGUCCUCGAGCAGUCUCUUCCUCACCACCGAGACUGCUGCUGAGGUGGGGACAGAUGUGAAAAGUGAAGUCACAUCAUAAGACACCAAAGUUUCCUCUGGCUCCAAUCUGAGGUCUUUGAUGCUCGCCACAAACCCUUUUGUGUUCUCUAUAUGAUGAUCAGUGUUGCCUACCAAUGGGGAUAAGACUGUUUUUACAUAUUUCGCUACAUUGUACGUGGUAGAGUCAAUGCUACAGACAAUGGGUCUGAGGGGAAACCCUUCCUUGUGGAUUUUUGGAAGGCCAUAGAUACAUGGUGUAGCCUCCCCAGGGUAUAACCUAUGAUACAUCUGUCUGUCAAUUAGUUCUUCCUUCUCUAACUUUUGGAGACAGUCUAUGAUUUCUUUCUUAUACCUACUGGAUGGGUCCCUUUUAAGUUGCUCAUAUGUGUUGGCAUCACUAAUUAGACUUGUUAUUUUUUCUUCGUAGUCCAAUGUGUUGAGAACCACUGUGCAUCUGCCCUUAUCAGCUGGUAAGAUGGUGAUGCUCUCAUCUUUCUCAACCUGUGGGUACCCACGGUGGGCUUUUAACA